Messenger RNA from Penicillium malachiteum, 1257 nucleotides. RefSeq names its product DUF4129 domain-containing protein. The coding region runs from base 1 to 1257 and encodes 418 amino acids. The transcript has a single exon. The record is from RefSeq and is a predicted model, not a curated record. NCBI's taxonomy places the organism in Eukaryota, Fungi, Ascomycota, Eurotiomycetes, Eurotiales, Aspergillaceae.
AUGACCCCAAAACUCGAGCGCUUUCUUAAUACAAGUGUCUUCGCCCUCCUCGCCCUCAUCCUCUUUUGUCUAAUCCUACUUACACCGGCCGACGCGAUCUACCAAUGCUGGGAGACCCAACGACUCACAAACAUCUUUUUCAUAACCGGCGCCUAUGUCAUUACCUUCGUUAUUGCGGUCCUCAUCUACGCAACUCGACUAUAUACAAACACAAGUACCUUGGCUGGGAUACCAAAGGCAUGGAUUCCUGUGGAGAAGGAAGACGUGGGUAAGAGCGUACGGCGCAUGGUAAAAGAAGGACUCGCUCGCAGCGCAGUCAUCUCCUACCAGGCCCGACCUCGUGACACAUCUGGCGAAGAAGAUAGCUUUCAGAAUUACGAGCCUCUUCUGAUCGACCCCAAACGGCCGCCAUGGGGUCUCGUGGAGCAUCCUGGCUGGUCAUCACCUGCUUCGCCCGACCUGCCGGAUCUCCCCUAUCGCACCGUCAUUCAGGAACUACCGAAUUUGAUUGAAGCGAAAGCGGUCUCUUUAGCACCAGCAGGUCUUUUGUCAUCUACGGUUACGGACCAUUUCCAUCAUGCCGACCCUCCGGGAAUCCAGUCUUUACCCGAUAUGCGUGUGGUGGAGGCAUUGCGGCGCCCGGCCUCAAUGGGACUCCGCCAAUACAUUAGACGUCUAACAUCACUGGAGGCUAUCGAAUCUCCGGAACUCGCCGCGGAUUUCCUUGCCGUGUACGAGCGGGCCCGGUUUUCCUCUCACCAGCUUCACGAGACUGAAUUUCGCGAUCUAAUGCAUCUCUUUGCGGAGCUUCUCAGAGGAAUGACAUGCAUUGCGCCGCCUAUCAUAGACGAUAUCCGUGGCAACAUGAGUGAUCGUUUCACAGACACAGAAUCUGUCAUCGGCCCCUCAGACGAAGAAGGAGAGACGGAUACAGUGGACCACUUCGGGUACGAUGGAACCUUCACUCCGAUGCGGAGUAACAGUCCCCUGCCAUCUAACGCGUCAACUUGGGAGACGCAAUCGGGCCAAUCGGGGUAUGACACUGCGCCCGGAGUACAAAGCCCAUAUUCCGGAAUAUCACAAGAAAGCGGGUCUUAUUUUGGGCGGGGACUCCGCACACCGUCGACUCGAUCACUGCGCCGAGUACCUUCUGGGCAAUCCGGCAGUUCUGGAGGCAGUGUGAUCCGACUCUCACAACCCCAUGAUCGGGGUAAUUUACCGUAUACUAUCACCUACGCCGGUGGUAGGAAUGGUUAA